This is a messenger RNA of Metarhizium album ARSEF 1941, 1095 nucleotides long. RefSeq lists its product as uncharacterized. Gene Ontology annotation, biological process: late endosome to vacuole transport via multivesicular body sorting pathway. Gene Ontology annotation, cellular component: multivesicular body. NCBI's taxonomy places the organism in Eukaryota, Fungi, Ascomycota, Sordariomycetes, Hypocreales, Clavicipitaceae. Bases 1 to 1095 code for a protein of 364 amino acids. The transcript is spliced from 3 exons. The record is from RefSeq and is a predicted model, not a curated record.
AUGAGCGCCGAGCCUCUGCCCCCGCCUCUCAAGACUCCCGGCGUCAGCCGCUUCAUCAACCGCGCAAACCAGCUUCGCACAAUCAAGCCUGCCAUCGCAUAUUGGUGCGAGUACCACGCCGUCAACCAAAUCGUGACCAAAAGCCUCCACACCACCGACGACGAUUGCUUCGCAUAUACAAAAUCCCUGAUUGAGCGCUUGGAGGCCACCAAGUCGGAGCGCGCUGACGACGAGGCCAUUGUCGAUAACACUGCCGGCCAGGCAUAUGUCGAGCAGUUUGCCCAGGAAACAUUGGAUCGAGCCGAGAGGACCCUGCGAGCCAAAAAGGUCACGAGACAGACAGCAGAUACCUUUGAUGCCGCCGCCACCUUCUUUGACCUCACCCGCGAAUGGGGCCCCCCCGACCCCGAAACCCUCAAAAAGAUCAAGUUUGCAAAAUGGAAUGCCGCGUGCAUCCUGAAGGCCAUCCGCGAGGGCAAAGAUCCCAACGAUACCAACCCCCCGGUUCAGGAAGGCGGGCGUCUCGAGCCAGUUCUGAGCCCUACCGACCCGGCAGUUCGGCAAAUAAUGAGCCCGUCAGCUGCGUCCGUCGAAGACGCUCCCGAUGACGGGGAACCCCCUGAUGCCCCAGUCCAGCAAGAAGACUACUUUCCGCCGACCGCGGCCCAUCAUCCGGAGCCAUUUGCACCUUCACCGUCGAACCAGAGCCCCGGUCCGCCGGCUCAGGCAUCGCCUGUGCCGUCACCAGGCUUGCACGCUCCGCCGGAACCACCUCCUCAAAUACCCACGAAACCGCCUCCUCCCGAGCCAUCAGUUCCUACGCCGUCAGCAUGGAGCAGUACAGCCGAUGCAUCACCUCCGCACGCGGCUACUCGUCAAUAUGCGCCGCCUUUCGCUGCGCCGGCCCCGGUUCCUGUUCACCAGGCCGCCUCGCCGCCACCGAGUGCAUCAACCGCGAGCUUCACACCCAGCCACAAGAACAUUGAACAGGCGCAAAAACACGCCAGAUGGGCCAUUUCAGCGCUGAACUUUGAGGAUGUGCCCACUGCGGUCCAAGAACUACGGAACGCUUUGGCACUGCUUGGUGCUCAAUGA